CUGCGCAUGCGUGCCGGGCGCCAUCUUCCCCGGCGUUUUCUGCUGCUCUGGGGGAACGUGUCAGCGGAGCUGAAUGGUCGGCGUGGAUUUAUCUAGCUCGGCUUAGAGACUAUCCCCAUAAGAAGUUAGACGUAGGCAAUUGCUCUAUCAGGGCCGGCUGGACCAGGCCAGGCCAGGCCAGAAUAAACUCAACAGUACAGAAUGGCAGAUAAACUCACCAGAAUUGCUAUUGUUAGCCAUGAUAAGUGCAAGCCUAAGAAAUGCCGUCAGGAGUGCAAGAAGAGUUGUCCAGUUGUUCGAAUGGGAAAGCUUUGUAUCGAAGUUACUGCCCAGAGUAAGAUAGCCUGGAUUUCAGAAACACUCUGCAUCGGUUGUGGUAUUUGCGUUAAGAAAUGUCCUUUUGGAGCUUUGUCAAUUGUUAAUCUGCCAAGCAAUUUAGCCAAAGAGACAACACAUAGAUACUGUGCAAAUUCCUUCAAGCUGCACAGAUUGCCUAUUCCUCGCCCUGGUGAAGUUUUAGGCUUGGUGGGAACUAAUGGUAUUGGAAAAUCUACAGCUCUGAAGAUUCUAGCAGGAAAGCAGAAGCCUAACUUGGGGAAAUAUGAUGAUCCUCCUGACUGGCAGGAAAUUUUGACUUACUUCCGAGGGUCUGAACUACAGAACUACUUUACAAAGAUCUUAGAGGAUGAUCUAAAAGCUAUAAUCAAGCCCCAGUAUGUGGACCAGAUCCCAAAGGCAGUUAAGGGCACUGUGGGUUCUAUUUUGGACAGAAAAGAUGAAACCAAAACACAGGAGAUAAUUUGUGAACAUCUGGAUCUGACUCACUUGAAAGAAAGGAAUGUUGAAGAUCUUUCUGGAGGAGAGCUCCAAAGAUUUGCAUGUGCAGUAGUGUGCAUUCAGAAAGCAGACAUUUUUAUGUUCGAUGAGCCCUCCAGUUACUUAGACGUUAAACAGCGUUUGAAGGCUGCCAUUACCAUUCGCUCCCUUAUAAAUCCAGAUAGAUAUAUCAUCGUUGUGGAGCACGAUUUGAGUGUACUAGACUACCUUUCUGACUUCAUUUGCUGUUUGUACGGUGUGCCAAGUGCAUAUGGUGUUGUUACUAUGCCUUUCAGUGUUCGAGAAGGUAUCAACAUAUUCUUGGACGGGUAUGUGCCAACUGAAAACUUGAGAUUCCGUGAUGCGUCACUGAUUUUCAAAGUGGCUGAAACAGCAAAUGAGGAAGAGGUGAAAAAAAUGUGCCGAUACCAUUAUCCAAGAAUGAGAAAAAAGAUGGGUGAAUUUGAAUUGGACAUUGGCAGUGGCGAGUUCACAGACUCUGAAAUCAUGGUAAUGUUGGGAGAAAAUGGUACAGGGAAGACGACAUUCAUCCGAAUGUUGGCUGGAAGAUUGAAGCCUGAUGAAGGGGGUGCAGUCCCUGUACUAAAUGUCAGCUACAAGCCACAAAAGAUCAGCCCUAAGUCUCAAGGAACUGUUCGUCAACUGCUUCAUGAAAAGAUCAGAGAUGCCUACACUCAUCCACAAUUUGUAACUGAUGUAAUGAAACCACUGCAGAUUGAAAGCAUCAUUGAUCAGGAGGUUCAGAAUCUAUCUGGAGGUGAAUUGCAACGUGUGGCUCUGGCGCUUUGCUUGGGUAAGCCAGCUGAUGUCUAUCUGAUUGAUGAACCAUCAGCCUACCUGGAUUCUGAACAGCGUCUCAUGGCUGGAAGAGUAAUAAAACGUUUCAUUCUCCAUGCCAAGAAGACUGCCUUUGUUGUGGAACAUGACUUUAUAAUGGCCACCUAUUUGGCUGACCGUGUGAUUGUGUUUGAUGGAGUACCAUCUAAAAGUACAACUGCUAAUCCUCCACAGACACUGCUUGCGGGAAUGAAUAAAUUCUUGUCACAGCUGGAAAUCACAUUCCGAAGAGAUCCAAACAAUUAUAGACCAAGGAUUAAUAAAAUGAACUCUAUCAAGGAUGUGGAGCAGAAGAAGAGUGGAAAUUAUUUUUUCUUGGAUGACUGACCCACCAUAUGGCAAAUCCAAUUGUCAUAUUCAAGAAACAUUUGAAAUGAAAAUGAACAGUCUACAUCUCUCACUGCUCAAUCAACAUCAAGAGCAGUUCUUUCUAAUAAUUCUUAAAUUGUUCAUUUUCCCUUUUGAAACAUUUAUAGCUAAUUGAUAAUAUAAUUGUGGUUAUAUUACAUCUGCAUUUAUUUAUUCCUGGCUAUAAUGUGGAACACCAGUUUGAGGUGUACAAGGGGGAAAGAAGUGUCUCAGAGUAAAACAACCAUGUGCUAUAAAAGAUAACCAGAGGGGUUGUGGUGUCGUUAGAACAUUGAAACAUCAAUUAUUCUUUUACUUUUUACAUCAACCUCUUGGCAAUAAUUGAAUUUUGAGGAAUAAAUCUAUUUCAAAAUGUCCUGUAACAAUAUUAAAUCCUAUAAGAAUGAAGAUAAGUGUACUGUGUUUCCUGUUCUGAUUGACAAGUUAUGCAUUGCCAUACGUGGAAUAAGUUACAGAAUGGACAAAUCUACAGCUGCAAAGAAAGAUCUUAUGAUGUUUGUGUACAUUACAGGAAGGAAAGAAAUCUCCUCCUUAUGAUCUUUCCCUUGAUAUCCAAGCCUGCUUGAAUUAAUUAUGAUCCUCAUAGGCCUCUAUUUUUCCCUGUGAUCAGAAAAGUGGGUGAACAAAAAAGCACCUCAUUGUUGUGGAUUGGGAAAUCAGACAUAGUGGCUUCAAACCUAUAUUGCUUUGUUGCUUGGCAAUGCAGGUAUAUUUAUAACCAUAUAACAAUUAUAGCAUGGAAACAGGCCAUCUCGGCCCUUCUAGUCCGUGUCAAACUCUUACUCUCACCUAGUCCCACCAACCUGCACUCAGCCCAUAACCCUCCAUUCCUUUCAUGUCCAUAUAGCUAUCCAAUUUAACUUUAAAUGACAACAUCUAACCUGCCUCAACCACUUUACUGGAAGCUCAUUCCAGCUACCACUCCGAGUAAAGAAGUUCCCCCUCAUGUUACCCCUAAACUUUUGCCCUUUAACUCUCAACUCAUGUCCUCUUGUUUGAAUCUCCCCCCCCGUGGAAAAAGCCUAUCCACGUCAACUCUAUCUAUCCCCCUCAUAAUUUUAAAUACCUCUAUCGUCCCCCCUCAACCUACACUCUGAAGAAUAAAGACCCAACUUGUUUUACCU
Messenger RNA from Mobula hypostoma (lesser devil ray), 3167 nucleotides. RefSeq names its product ATP-binding cassette, sub-family E (OABP), member 1 (gene abce1). Gene Ontology annotation, biological process: ribosomal subunit export from nucleus; translational termination; translational initiation. Bases 202 to 2001 code for a protein of 599 amino acids. Gene Ontology annotation, molecular function: ATP hydrolysis activity; iron ion binding; ATP binding. The transcript has 18 exons. NCBI's taxonomy places the organism in Eukaryota, Metazoa, Chordata, Chondrichthyes, Myliobatiformes, Myliobatidae. The record is from RefSeq and is a predicted model, not a curated record.